Molecule: messenger RNA, 1975 nt
Organism: Aspergillus sclerotioniger CBS 115572
Lineage: Eukaryota; Fungi; Ascomycota; Eurotiomycetes; Eurotiales; Aspergillaceae
Product: C2HC5-type zinc finger protein
Exons: 1
Coding region: 80-1636 (518 amino acids)
Biological process (GO): regulation of DNA-templated transcription
Cellular component (GO): nucleus
Molecular function (GO): zinc ion binding
Source: RefSeq, a predicted model, not a curated record
ACUUUCUCAACACUACAUCCACCAUGAGCAUUCAUCUGCUCAAUCGCCAACCUCACACAACCCCUCAUCGUCUUCCGAAAUGAGCAAUUCCGGUCUUAUCUCCUGGGGUGUCCCCCGACUGGCCCAACUUCUCCCGCUGGACGAGGAGUCGCUCACGCAGAUCAUCACCUACGCCGCCAGUCUUCCCAAAGAAGAAGGCGCCGAUCACCUCAAAAACCUCCUCGGCGACUCGCCCGCCGCAUUGGAAUUUAUUGCUGCAUUCAGCUCGCGACGAGAACCUCCACGAUCCGAAGCGCCAUCGCCAGCUCCCGACCGCGCAUCCUCCACAGCUAAAAACAACUAUUCGGGGACGGGAUCCAAGAGGGGCAAGAAGUCGAAGCCACCACUUCACAGCGCCGGGCCUGUACGUCGACCUGACAAUUUCGGGAACGUGACGGGCGGCUACAGAAAGGAGGACCAGGAUGAGGAUUACAUGCCUGUCUCGUCCAGGAGCAGGCAGGAUGCAGGCACGAGAAAAGGCGCACAGGAUACAGGCCCAUCUCCGCUGAUGUCCUCGCGCGAGGCAUCCGCUCCCUCGUCGCGGAACCAAUCGCCUGCGCCGAGACCAACUCCAGCCAAGAACCCGCCCUCUGCAGCUGGCCCGGUGAUCUCGGAUCUUUUGCCGAACGUCAAGUCGAAAGCGGCCAAAUCUGCCUCUCGAACGGGUGGCAGUACGGCGACCGGUUCCUCGUCCAAGGGAUCGCUAACUACGAAUAACAUAAAUGAUCUGACGGCUGCCAUCGCCGCCCUGGAGGUAUCUACGAAUCCGACGCUGAGCAGCGGCGCCCGCAAAUGUACCUGCUACGCUAGCAUACACCCCCUCUUUGACCCUGCGCCGAAUUGUCUCAACUGUGGGAAGAUCAUUUGCUCGCUGGAAGGGCUGCAGCCGUGUUCGUUCUGCGGAACGCCGCUACUGUCGAAUGACGAGAUCCAGAGCAUGAUCCGGGAGCUGCGGGCGGAGCGUGGACAGGAGAAGAUGCGCGCACACAACGAUAGUGUACACCGGGAGGGUGGAUUCGGUCCGGGCCUAGGAGCACCCAGCAAACUAGACGCUGCCAAAGCGCAUCGGGACAAAUUGCUUGCGUUCCAGGCACAGAAUGCCAAGCGGACGCGUGUGGUUGAUGAGGCGGCGGAUUUCGAGACUCCGAAUGUUGCGUCAACGCUGUGGAUGACUCCUGCACAGCGAGCACUGGCCUUGAAGAAACAGCAGCGGAUUAUGCGGGAGAUGGAAGAAAAGGCACGACCGGAAUGGGAGAAGAAGAAGACCAUCAUGAGUCUGGAUAUCAAGGGAGGAAAAGUGAGGAGGGUCUACCAGUCGGCUGAGCCCGCGGAGGCCGGUCCUUCUGCCGAGGAAGAAGCAGAGGCCAAGGCAGAGGAGGAGCUUGGGGAUGGGCACAGAGAUAGCAGCGGCAAAGCAUUCAGUCACAAUCCUCUGCUCGCAGCCGGAGGACUGUUGCGACCGGUCUGGAAGCCGGCAGAGGGCGAGCAAGCGGACUCGGGACGCAAGGAGCGCAAACAAACCUGGCGGAGAGUGCAGGAUGAUAACGAUGACAAUGAGCAGUGGAUUCUUGACGGAGGCCUGCACGGGCACACCUGAGACAGCCGGACUCACCGCCCAACGGCCUGACUGCAUGGCUAGCCGAGCAAUACCGAGCGAGGACUCUGUAGUGCAUGUGGAUGGUGACGGGCUGACUGAUAAGGUGGUUUUGAUGCAGCGAUUGGGCUGUCGAGACCAUAGCCAUCACGUCACCAGGAUGGCCUACGAUCAGACCUGGAUCGAUAAGCAAUGCCCUCGGUAAUGCGGAUCAGGCAGAGGAUUGCACAAAGUGAUCUAUAUCCUCCGAUAGUCACCAAAUGACGUGAGACGAUGUGUAGCAUGCACAUUAUAAAUGAAGAACCAAUAGAUACAUAGCUAAUCCUACGAGACCACGACCAC